GAAAAAGUGGCGGCAACUUUACGAUAAUGCUGAACGUGGGCAACAAGUCGAAUGCGCGGCAGCAGGUGCAGCGCCGGUCCGCAGCUCAUUACCGCUACGCGCUUUCCAUGUACCAAGAUGCUCCCGUGGUGGAAGUGACGCUGGAAGAAUUUGAAUCGUACUCGAUCGAUCGGUUGCAUGUGCUCAAGACGGUCGAGAUGCACCGCGUGCGUGGUGGCAACCCGCGCGAGACAGAGGUGAAGGUGGACAAGGCGUUGAACAUGUACCUUCCCAUGCGCACGUCGGAAGACCGUGAGAAGGAUCAGCUGUCCCACUUCAUCCUGCGCAUGGCGUUUUGCCACACGGAAGAGUUGCGGCGGUGGUUUCUCGCGCACGAGAGUUACUUGUUCAAGCACCGGUUGGAUCGCGCGACCCGCGAGGACAAGAUGCACUUUAUGCGGACAAACGGAUUGAUCUACGAACAGGUCGACGAAGACGAAAUGAAAGCGUUGGCGCCAAAGUUGAAGACCGUCCGCGCAACCACCAUGACGGACAUGAAGGAAGCGUACAAAGACCUCGACGUGCAUGUCAAAGUUCCGUUCACGGAAGCCAUCGACCUCAUUGGAUCGCGCAAAGUGUACCUCCAGGGCGGCAUCGCAUAUGUACCCUUCGACCACUUGGUGUCGAUUCUCUACGCUCGGUUUCGGUCAUCGCUGUCCAAACAAUUAGCCGUGGCGUUUCGAAAGUUUGGCGGGUCAGCCGCCUCCCGGGACGAUCGGUUGAUGCCAGUGCUCAAGAACCUAGCCAAGCACCACAUCGGCCCCGACUACUCGACCGCGCCGGUUGCGUCCGGUAAUUCCAUCACCGCCGCCAUGGUGGACGGCCUGUCCAAGACGUCCAUGCCGCUGUGCAUGAAGUCGCUCCAUCUCGCGCUUACGACGCAGAGCCACCUCAAGCACGGCGGCCGCAUGCAGUACGGACUGUUCCUCAAGGGCAUGGGGCUGCAACUGGACGACGCAAUUGAGUUUUGGCGCAAAGAGUUUUGCAAAAAGAUCAACGUCGACGACUUCAAUAAAAAGUACGCGUACAACAUCCGACACAACUACGGCAAAGAAGGCAAGCGCAAAGACUACACCCCGUUGAACUGCAUGAAAAUCAUCACGUCCGACCCGCCCAAACAAGGCGAAUACCACGGCUGUCCAUUUCGGCACUUUGACGAGCACCAUUUGCGCGCAAGUUUGCGCGGCAUCGGCGAGAUCGACAAGGAAGCGAUCGUGCAGCUGGCCAAAGCCAAGCAGUUCCAAGUCGCAUGCAAGCGGCACUUUGAAGCGAUGCACCCCAAAGCCAACUCGGACGGCGUGGGCAACCACCCGAACGCAUUUUUCGAAGAAAGUCGCAAGUAUUUCGACAGCCAACCCUCGAACAACAACGGCGUCACACCACCAAACAACACUCCUGCGACAGCGGUCAAGUCCGAGUAAACCAACCCCCCCCCCAAGAAGGACAUCUAGUAUUAGUAUAGUAGUACGAAGUACGUAGUAGUACUGUAGCAUCCUCCUAGUAGUAUCCACAAACACACACAAAUACAUGCAUGCAAAUCGUCCA
Molecule: messenger RNA, 1584 nt
Organism: Aphanomyces astaci
Lineage: Eukaryota; Oomycota; Saprolegniomycetes; Saprolegniales; Verrucalvaceae
Exons: 5
Coding region: 27-1460 (477 amino acids)
Biological process (GO): DNA replication, synthesis of primer
Cellular component (GO): alpha DNA polymerase:primase complex
Source: RefSeq, a predicted model, not a curated record